UUUUUUUUAGUUCAACAUGUUUUCCCUAGUAAAGUUUGACAAUGACGGUGACUUCUAUGUUGUCAAAACAAAAGACGUGAAGCAUCACAAUUCCGACAAUUGUAUUGUAAAGUAUAAAGGCUGUUCGUACUCCGCAAUUUUCAUUAAAGCUGACGAUAAUAAAGAAAAUCUUGAAGAGAAGAAACAAAGUGAGAAUUUAAUGGGGACAAUAAACGCGGAGAAUCAAGAAACACAAAUAGCACCAAGAAUUCCUGCGAGCCGUGGUCGUGCUUAUCAAAAUAUUUCACCGUCGACAAUGUUAUACAUGAAAGAGUAUAUAAAAAAUCUACCUCCACUAGGAUCAAACAGAUCAGAUAAAGAGCCUAUAUCUUCAGUCACUAUACAUGGUGAAAAUAACGCAUCGGAUUCGGAAGAGAAUAAUACGACAGAUUUUUCAUCUUUUGAAACUAUAUCAAGAGGACAAUUUGAUUUAUCAAGAUUAUUUAAAUUCUCCUUGAUCACAUAUGACGAUUCAGAAUUUUGUGUCGUAAAUUCCAAAUCUAUAACACAAAUCCAAGGAGGUACGUGUGUGGUGAAAUGUAAAGGCGGAAAAUAUGCAGCUAAAUUAAUUUCGACUAGCGAUACUUCUUGCGGAAAAACAAAAAAAUGCCGGUGGACAAUCGAUGAGCAAGAAGCUUUGACUGCUGAAUUUGGGGAUAUUUCUUCAAUGGAAAAGUUGCCAUCUCUCAAGGAGUGCAUGAGGGUCGUGUCUGAAAAUGAAGUGCUAUGCUGCAGAACCCCAGCACAAGUAAAAACUUUUAUAGACAACAAAAGGAAAAAAGGCAAAAAAAAUUAAGCAAUCUCUUCAACAAUAAUUUUCCAAAACCCUUUUCGGGUAGUUAUUUUACAAUGCAAUGUUGUUAAAUUAAUAUAUGCACAAUGUGCACUAAAUCUUGUAUUAAUUUCAUAUUGUAGAUACAAAAUAUGUGACCAACAAUUUUUC
This is a messenger RNA of Musca domestica (house fly), 982 nucleotides long. RefSeq lists its product as uncharacterized. Bases 17 to 835 code for a protein of 272 amino acids. NCBI's taxonomy places the organism in Eukaryota, Metazoa, Arthropoda, Insecta, Diptera, Muscidae. The record is from RefSeq and is a predicted model, not a curated record. The transcript has 5 exons.